Messenger RNA from Blepharisma stoltei, 3692 nucleotides. NCBI's taxonomy places the organism in Eukaryota, Ciliophora, Heterotrichea, Heterotrichida, Blepharismidae. The record is from the annotation of a GenBank genome assembly.
AUGUUCGAACAUGGUAUUCUUCGAAUUCCAGGUGCUCGACCUUUUCGUCGAUCUUCUAAGCACGAAAUUCAAGUCAGAGAGCAAUCCUGAGACAACAGAUUCCACCUCGAAAAAAUUCCAGAUUAUGAUGCAGUCCGAGAUAAGCACAUACAAAUCCACAUAGCCACAAACCAUAGGAAAAAAAUCAUCCUGGCGCCUGGAAAAAUAAAAAAAGCAAAAGAAAUCCCAAAUCGAAUUAUCAAAUCCAGCUCAAAUAAAGGAAUUGCUGGAGGGAGGCCGCCAGUGCUGAGAGGACAAAUCUUUAAAAAAUUAACAGAUAACCUAGUAGAGCUCUGGGAAGAAAAAGGCAUUCCUGAGCACCAACAAAAGCUAUUUUUAUCAGCAAUUGAAGAUCUGCCACUAAAACAAAAAGCAGGAGCAAUGGCUAAAGAAAUUGAUGACACGAAUAACAAUAAAAGCAUCCUGGUGCAUGCCAUAAAAACCAUCAAUGCAAGAGAACAAGCUUUAAAUGACCUCAAAAUUUUUAGUCAAAAAGAAAGAAAUUCAAUUUCCCGACAAGAAGUAGCUGACAGACUGUCAAAUUUGAGGACACUUUCUUUAAAUGCGGUAGAGUUAAUACAAAACUGAAGGGAAAAAUUGGCGAAUUUUAACCAAAAUUAUUCGCCAGCGAAAAUCCAAUUUAUGAUCAAUAAUGAAAAUUAUUUGAUCAAAAUGAAGACGGAUACCAUUUAUCUUGCAAAUACCAUAAUUGCAGACUUAAUUUAUUCUAUUUUAGAAAAUAAUGCAUAAAUAGCCUGCAAAGGUAAAUAAAUAUUUAAUUUAUUUAUAAGGGAAUACAUUUCAAAUAAAUCAGACCCCUUUUUUGUAUAUGCGAGCUCUAUCUCUAUGGGGAAAAUGAAAUCCCCGAAAAAAAUCGAGCUGCCAAUUGCAAAUUCUUUAUUAAGCAGAAUCAGAAAAUGCGAGAUGAUUUUAUUAGAAGAAGGAGUAUCAGCUGCACCUGUAAGAGAAACCUUAUUUGAUUUGAGGAAAAAGUCAAGCAUAUUUAAUAAUGAGCCUCAUAUAGUAAGCUCUGAUAAAGAAAAUGAUAUAUCAAAAAGCUCAAGAAGAAGCUCUGCCCGAGGUAGAAAUAGAUCUCACAGAUCUAUAUUUUCCAGGGAUCAGAGUGGAAAUGCAUCUCCUGAAGAGUCAAAAAUCCAUGUUUUGCAAGCUGAAACACCAUUGAUUAUUGAGCCACAGCAAGCUUUAACUGAAAGGCUGAUUAUUGACCCAUUGUCUGGUAAUAAUAUAGAAGAGCAGAUAGCUAGCUACUCAGUUAAAGUCCCAGAAAACUUAAAAGAAGCCUUAGGAAAUCCUGAAAACGCGUAUACAAAUUCUCAAAGUUUAAGAUUCCCUGCUUAUCUUUGGAUAAAGCAGAAUCAAAACAUUAAAGGUUUCGUCAUUUUAUAACUCUUCAUAUUAAAUUGUUGAUAAAAUAAUAAUGCUUUUAUUAUUUUUAUUAUUAAUUUAAUAUAGCUUAAAUUUAGAAAACCAAAAAUCAGUACAAAAAAGGCUCAUGAUUUCACACAUUUCAGCAGAAUCCUUACCAAUUUUUAGGGGGAAUAAAAUGGUGACUUGACAGAAUUGGUCUCUGAGGUGCAAUUCUAUGGAGCAGGCAGGAAGCGUACUAAUGAAGCUGAAAAAAGCGUCUCUUUUCCUUUUUUAAGUAGGCCUUCAGACUUGAAGAUGAAGAGGGAAGUUUUGUUUCCUCGAAGGCUUUCCUAUCCCUGCCAGAUGGACUAGACAGGCUUUGCUUCUCACAUAGCCUUGGUCUAUCGGGACUAUUGGGGCACCCGACAGAGUAGCUCUAACUUAGGGAGCUAAUCCUUAUGUUAGGUGAUUUUUACCAGAAAAUUCAAGAGGUUGAAUUUUGGUUUGGCUUGCAUUAUUUGCACUCUGGUGUAUAAGCAUCCAGCGUAGGCUACUUUUCCUGGACUCAAGGUAUUCCAGCUAGUAGGAAUUAUGCCCACGCAACAUUUUAAUCUUUACCAAUUUUUGGAGAAAUUUUGAAUAUGAUAGUAGAGUAUAUUUGGGAAAAUUACCCAUGCAUCGAAAUCAGAAGUGGAAUGAUAUCUAAAGUUAAUGAACAAGGAAAAUAUGAGGCUGAUAAGUCAAUUAAAGAGCAUUUUGAUAAGUUAGGAUUUAGAUGGAAACAGAUGAUUUACACAGGCGAUAAAACGCCUUUACAGUUGCUAGGACUAAGAAGGCCUGAAAGUAUUGUGUGUGCUGAAAAUUUGCCAGCAAAGCAGCUAUUCGGAGACUGCAUAGAAAUUGCUUAUGCAUGUGCUGCACAAAUUUCAAAUAAUUCAAGAAAUAUUCCUACGCAUAGCCCGUAUUUCAGCUUAAUAGGGAUUUCUUGCGCACUUCGUGCGCUUGGCCAAUUUUCAUCAGAAACUGAGCUAGGUCACAAGGUCCAAGAUUUAAUAGGAAAAAUGCCAGCCACAUGGGUGCCUCCUGCAUUUAGAUUUAGAAAAGAGAAAUAUGAAGGUGCUUUAAAUGACAUAAAGUCUAUAGGCCUAAAUUUAACUGAUUUCAAAGAAGACUCAGAGACCUCAGUAUCAUGCUCGGCAUUAGGCCUUUCCUGGCCUAAAUAUAUGACAUCAAUUAUUAAUGGGAUUUCAUACACGCGCAUAUACCAAACACAAAUAAAUAUAAUGAAAUCAGAAAAUCUAUUAGUAAGCUCUUUUAGGCCAAUUAUUGUAUUUUUUAUAAAAAUAAAUGCCUUUAUUUUACUAAAAAUUAAAAAAUUUAAUUUUUUUUUAUAGUAAAAAUAAUAGAAAAUCAAUAUAUAUAUUGUCCCUACUGAAGACCCAAAUUUUAGUGCAUUUUUUAUACCAUGCUCGGAAAGAGAUGGAGGCAUGGCUUUUAAUUAUGCUAAAGAAGUAUUAACAAAAAUUACAAAAGUGCAAGAUGUAAAAGAAGAAAUAUGGAUUCCUUCUUUUACAGUUGAAGAAAUAAAAUGGUGAAGUUGACAGAGAAGAUAAGACAAAUCCUGAGGUACUGAAGAUGAGUGCAUAUCAUUAGUAGGUCCUAAGGCUUGGAGAAACCUUGCAUAUAGGAAGGUUUUUUAUUUGUUGAAGGUUUUCCUGUUAGACAGGUUUUCACUAAUUAAUCUUUUCUUAAUCGAGAUCAUCGCAGCACUAACUAGACUGUAGCUCUGCAUUAGGUUUUAAUCCUUUGGGCUGGUGGUUCUGGGGGCAGAAAUCUAAAAGGGUGAAGCGUCUAGACUAUUUCUCAUUUCAUACUGAGUGUAUGAUGGAGACUUACCCCAAUGGAGUAAGACGAGACAUAUGGUCUGUAUUUAAGCAUUUAUGUUCAGAACUUAGCAAAUUAACUAACCACUUGUUCUUACUGGGGCGAUUCUAGAGAAUUCCCUAUAACUUCUUUUACAGUUUGCUUUUGAAAAUAAAAUUGGAGAAGUUAUAAACUCGAAAUCAUCAGAGUUUAGCAUAUCUUCAUGCAGUGAAAUUGUGAAUUUGAAGUUUUUGUCACCUUUGCAUCCUAAAGGAUCAAUUAUUAUUAGUCCUGAUCCUGGAGUUUUGGUACUGAAUGAAGCUUUUGUAUUUGGGAUUAUGCACAGUAAAGUAGAUGAAAUGCUUGAAGUUCCUUUGUUUGUCACAUUUGUUAGCCGAAGGGAUUUUUCUAAAGCGAUUUAG